Cataglyphis hispanica is the source of this 4479-nucleotide messenger RNA. It is a transcript of the gene Doa, whose product is annotated as serine/threonine-protein kinase Doa. The transcript is spliced from 9 exons. The record is from RefSeq and is a predicted model, not a curated record. NCBI's taxonomy places the organism in Eukaryota, Metazoa, Arthropoda, Insecta, Hymenoptera, Formicidae. Gene Ontology annotation, biological process: protein phosphorylation. Gene Ontology annotation, molecular function: ATP binding; protein kinase activity. Gene Ontology annotation, cellular component: nucleus. The coding region runs from base 1023 to 3182 and encodes 719 amino acids.
GUUUCACGCAUGAACAUGUUCAGUCGCAUCUGAUUUGAUUAUCAUUCUAUAGCAUCUAUGUUUAAAAAAAGAAUGCCAACUAUUAAAUGUGACCAAUAUUAGACCGAUAUCUCAAGCAGACCUACAUUGCGGCGCGUUUCGCAAUUUCUAUGUAUGUCAAGGUACGAGAACAAGCGACACGGUUUAUCGCGUGUAAAACGCAGCACCGCGCUUGUUUUUCCGUAAAAUACUUAUCGUGGACGAAUGAGACUUCCCUCUUCAUCAGGAAACAACGUCGUGACUCGAUCAGAGCUUUGGCGCGUUCCGAAUAAGUGCGAGAGAAUUUACGUAAUACUGCCAGUGGUGAUCCCUUCUCUUCUAUUUCGCCUCUCUUCUUCCUCUUCUUCCCACCUGUACAUCUCGCUUCGUCUUUCUCUAUUUCUGUUUCGUUCGUGAUCGCGCGUGCGAGUUACGCUAAUCACGCCUCUCUUCGUCGCUUCGUUUUCUGAUUGCUUUCGGAGAGUCGCCUCUCGAGAGAGGAGGAUGAAUCGUUCUCGUCAGAGCGGGCUCACCAUUGCUCCCUGGUAUUUUUAGUGCGACGAGAGAAUAUUUGGCGGGGCGCAGCGAGUGUUUCGCCUCCUUCUCGUCGUCGUCGUCGUCGUCGUCGUCGUCGUCGUUGUCGUUGUCGCCGUCGUCGUCGUCGUCGUCGUCAUCGUCGUCGUCGUCUCCCUGACCGUUGUCGUGGUCGCAGUUUGGUCGCCCUCCUCGGCGUAUCGUUCUCUCGCGCGAAUCGGCGUAUUCUCGCGCCUUCCUCGUAAAGUGAUGUACCUGUGUAGAGAAUUGUUUCGUCAGCCUCGGUGGUGUUUUCGAGCGGCUGUUGCAGCCGCUCUUCUUAUAGGACUCAGCCGCCAAAGUUUGAGCUGAGCUAGCCUCGUUGAAAUUCGUCAGAGACGAUCUUUCGAUUAUUUGAUCGACGAUUUUCGUAAUCCGGGAAAUCAAUUCCAUUAGAUUUGCAAUUUGACCGCAACUUGGAGCUGUUAUAGAUGUUUAUAUUCGCACCGCGCGACACCAUGUCGACCUCCCGACAAGGCUCGGCCCCGCGGCGAAGUCGCUACGGGCGCUCGUCCACCACGACGAGCGUGACCCAGCUGCUGAGUGACUCCUGCACGAGUCUUCUUCAGAAAUUGACCACGCGAGUGCGUGGAACGUCUGCGCUCAACGAUCGCGGUAGAUCGCCCAACAUUAGCCGAUUGCGAAAUACACGGAGCCGUUUGGAGGACAAGUACAAUACUAUUCUGGACAAAUAUUCCAGCAAGAGACCAGCCAAUGAUUCGGAGCAGAAUGUUCGCGAUUACUUGCGAAAGGAGCGUGAUCACAGCUAUUAUCAUCGGGACGACAGUCCAUUCGUACGCGACGACAAGACCCUGGAAUCCUCGAUGAGUCGUAGCGUCAUCAAGAGUCCUACCAGCGUGCUUCUUAGCGAGAAGGCUUAUCCCUAUGUGAGUUCCGCAAUAAGCAGGGAACCUAGACGAGAGAAAACACCUGCCUAUGGCCGUAUGAAUCGUUCGCAAAUCCUGCUAAAUUCGGAAGCUUAUCAUCGCUACGGCAGACACAAGUCCGGACACGCGGAAACGCGCAAUCGGAAAGUUAGACCGCAUCGAAAGGGUAAGAGCGAGCAGCUGGAAGGUCACUCGACGUCUCUAAGACUGACCCGACCGAUCAAAAUCGAACCGUUCGUGGACGAUCAGGAAGUUGCGGUGGAUCCGGACAAAACGCCAAUCGCCAACAGCAACACAGUCAAUGAGAACGUCGCCAAAAAUAUCACAUUGACGGCGGAGGAUCCGGCGAUCUCGGAUAGAGCGGUCAAACGGAAGGAGAUCCAAAGUUUGAUCCUGAAAUAUGCCGCCAUGGAGGAUACUUACAGCCAAUUGGCGUCCGCCGGAGAAGCGACGAACGUACGUCCCAGUAUGACGGACCUCAUCGCCAACAAGUACAGAAGGAGCAAUCAUUGUAACAAUCAGAAAGACAACGUGUCCAAGAGCACGGUAGCAUCGAACACGAUUAACGAGGUGGAUGCGAUUCACGGCGCGAUUAGCCCACCUUCCGUCGAGGACGACGAAGACGGCCACCUUGUAUACCAAUCCGGCGACAUCCUGGCAAAUAGAUAUAAAGUACUGGCCACCCUAGGAGAGGGUACUUUUGGAAAAGUUGUCAAGGUUAAGGACUUGCAAAUGGAUCACGUGAUGGCUCUAAAAAUCAUUAAGAACGUGGAGAAAUACAGAGAAGCGGCAAAAUUGGAGAUAAACGCUCUCGAGAAGAUUGCUGUUAAGGAUCCAGAAUGCCAACACUUGUGCGUGAAGAUGCUCGACUGGUUCAAUUACCAUGGACACAUGUGUAUCGCGUUUGAGAUGCUGGGUCUGAGCGUUUUCGAUUUUUUGAGGGACAACUGUUAUCAGCCGUAUCCAUUGGAGCACGUCAGGCAUAUGGGUUAUCAGCUCUGUUACGCUGUCAAAUUUUUGCACGACAACAAACUCACGCACACGGAUCUUAAGCCGGAAAACAUUCUUUUUGUCGAUUCGGAUUACGACAGUACAUAUAAUAAUAAAAAGCGGAGGGAUACGAGACGCGUGAAACGAACCGACAUUAGACUCAUUGAUUUCGGUAGCGCCACUUUCGAUCAUGAACAUCACAGUACAAUUGUAAGCACGAGACAUUAUAGAGCGCCUGAAGUAAUUUUAGAACUGGGUUGGUCUCAACCAUGUGACGUCUGGUCUAUCGGCUGCAUCCUGUUCGAGUUAUACCUGGGCAUCACGUUAUUCCAGACGCAUGAUAAUCGUGAGCACCUAGCGAUGAUGGAGCGCAUACUCGGCACCAUACCACAUCGCAUGGCUCGCAAGACUAAAACCAAAUACUUUUAUCACGGCAAAUUGGAUUGGGACGACAAAAGCUCGGCCGGUAGAUACGUCCGAGAUAACUGCAAGCCAUUGCACCGUUAUAUGCUAUCCGACGACGAAGAGCACCGUCAGUUAUUCGACCUCAUUCAGAGAAUGCUCGAAUACGAACCAUCACAGCGUAUCACCCUGAAGGAUGCAUUGACGCAUCCAUUUUUCGACGCCCUGCCGGCGUCACAGAGAUUGCCCGAUCCACGUGCGGCUGGUGAUUCUCAACAGCCCCACGAACGAUCACACUCACUCUCUCGAUGAAGCUAGGAAAGGGACCGACCUCCGUGCUGGACAGACACUCCGCUUUCAACGACACUACUGCCCUACGUCUUUGUUUUGGUAUCAUUAGUUUUCAUGAAAACAUGUCUCUUUCGUAGCAACGAAACCCGAUGACAUGAAAUGAGGCAAGCAUUGAAUAAGUGCUAAGAGAUAGCAUGUAUGUGUAUAAGUAUAUGUGUUAAGUAUAUGCGCGCGAGAGUGCGCAUGUAUUGAUACUGAUCAUUGGGUUUUCUCACAAUUUUUGAUCCCCGCACUCGAUGUAACUUAAAUCUAUACGUAGGAAAGACAGUAAUGCGCGGCGGUGCCGUGAAACUUGGACUUAAUUCAAGUGCAUUCAACGACAAGCGAUUAUACUUGAGCGAAGAUUACUUCUCGUCGCUUACGUCUGUCUGUUUCUAUCGCGAUUAUCGAUCAUCGAAAUGGCAACACGUGAUCCUCGUUACUGACGCGGAUAAGUCAGUGUGUCUGCUCAGUGUAGCGUAACAGAGUCCCGCAAUUUUAAGCAAUUUUUUAAAUGCUCUUCUGUACAUUUGUGUCUCUUAAAUUUAUUACCAUGUUAAUAUGCGAUAAAAAACGCAAAGUUUGGAAUAUAAAGAUCACCUUUGGGUCCGCAGUUUAUAAUACAUUCGUUAUAAAUUGACGACCACGGACGUGUUCUAGCCGUGCGUAACGGUAUUCUAUAGCGAUAUAAUUUCAAACGACAGUAAAGUUGAUUAGAAUCGAGAGAAAAUGAGCGAGCGAGCGAGCAAAGAGAGGGAGUGUAUGAGUAACAAUCAAUUUCAUCGUUGUGAAUUAUAUACAUCUUAAAACAUAAGAAUACAUAAUUAUGUCUUAGAGAAUGUUCUCUCAACGAUUCUUUUUUUCUUUUUUUUUUCGUAUUUGAAUAUGGAACCCACUUGAAGUUUCUGAUGCGAUUUAUCAUGCUAUAAUCAACUUUAAGUUCGCGGCCUAAUAAAACAAAAAAAUUCGUUGAUAUUUUAUAUUCUAUAUAUCAUAUUAUAUAUUUCACGAAGAUUUAAUUUAAAUCGAAAAACAUAUAUUGUGAAUAUUACAGAAACAUUGGUGUGUAUUGCACACGCGAGAAUCAUCCCGUUCCCAUUUUUUUCCGUCAUGUUUAAUUUACACAACUCGUGUCAUCCGUAUAAGUUUUGUUUGACCUUAAUUAUACUAUAUCUGCGAAAUGAAGGAUGUUAUAUACCUGCUGCUCGUGUUAAACGGGGUAUAUUUACUUCUACAAAAGAGCGAUAUUCCGAGUAGCAAUAAAUACACUUCUUUCAAA